AUGCAAGAAACAACAGUCCUUCAAAAGAACGCAACACACGUUCAAUGGCAUUAUAAGAUCAAGAAGAAAGAACGCCUGAGACAACAAGCCAUUCAGAGCCAUGCGGGAAAACCUACGGUGCCGCUGAACGAUCCAUUCCCUAGAUGCUUGAUGAAGAGGAAUGAUGAACAAAAAUUUAUGUGUUUUCUUAAACUCCUAAGGCAACUGCAUAUCAAUAUUCCACUUAUAGAGGCCUUGGAUCAAAUGCCAAAAUAUGUCAAAUUUUUUAAGGACAUUUUGACAAAGAAAAGGAGAGUCAGCGAUACGGAGGUAAUUACGCUAACGCAGGAAUGCAAUGCAUUAGUAAGCAACAGUCUAACCAAGAAACAGAAGGACCCUGGGAGCUUCACAGUUCCGUGCUUGAUAAGAGGGUUGGAUGUGGAACAUGCGUUGUGCAAUUUGGGAGCAAGCAUUAAUCUCAUGCCACUCUCAAUCUUUAAGAAACUGGGAAUUAGUGAAGCACAACACACGUCUAUUACUCUUCAACUUGCUGACAGAACAAUCAAGUACCUUGAAGGAAAGAUUGAAGACGUUCUGGUAAAAGUUGACAACUUCAUAUUCCCAGUAGAUUUUAUCAUCUUAGACUAUGAAGUGGAUAAGGAGAUACCAAUUAUUCUUGGACACCUCUUUCUAACUGCUGGGAAAGUUUUAAUAAACGUGCAUAAAAGAGAAUUGACUAUGCGCGUAGACAAUCAAGAGGUGAAGUUUAAUGUGUUAAAUGCAUUAAAAUUCCCAGACAGUGAAGAAUGUCAACUGAACAGUAUAGAGUUGCCUGUAGAAGAAGUGACCCAAGUGUGCGAGGUCCUCACGUUAGAGGAAAGCAUGAAAGAACCUGAGCCACUAAGUUUGAGUGAGCAGCAGAUGAAACCAACACGUCCAUCACUAGAGGAACCACUAGAACUUGAGUCUCAUGGACGAUUUUUCAGUCUUUGGAGACUCAUUCAAAUCAUGCUUAGAUGA
Messenger RNA from Benincasa hispida (wax gourd), 999 nucleotides. NCBI's taxonomy places the organism in Eukaryota, Viridiplantae, Streptophyta, Magnoliopsida, Cucurbitales, Cucurbitaceae. The record is from RefSeq and is a predicted model, not a curated record.